AAUCACUUAAGAAAAGGCUGGGCUAGUAAAAUGGGCCAAUUAUGGGCCUCCUCUCUCUCUCUCUCUCGAACAAAACCCUAGCAAAUAUAUUUUCAAUUAAUCUCUACGGCAUUUCGAUCAUCUCCACCGUUUCUCCACUCUGCUCAUCCAACAAUGGCCUCAGAGAGGAAGCAGGCGAACCCAAUGCGGGAAAUCAAAGUUCAGAAGCUCGUUCUCAACAUCUCAGUCGGAGAAAGCGGCGAUCGUCUCACUCGUGCUGCUAAGGUUUUGGAGCAAUUGAGCGGCCAAUCUCCUGUCUUCUCAAAAGCAAGGUAUACUGUGAGGUCUUUUGGUAUCAGGCGUAAUGAGAAGAUUGCAUGCUAUGUUACCGUUAGAGGAGAUAAGGCCAUGCAGCUCUUGGAGAGCGGUUUGAAGGUGAAAGAGUACGAGCUGCUGAGGCGCAAUUUCAGCGACACGGGAUGUUUUGGGUUUGGUAUUCAAGAACACAUCGAUCUUGGAAUCAAGUAUGAUCCUUCAACGGGUAUCUACGGUAUGGAUUUCUUUGUAGUUCUAGAACGGCCUGGUUACCGUGUUGGCCGUCGCCGCCGAUGCAAGGCCCGUGUUGGGAUUCAACAUCGGGUGACCAAGGAGGAUGCGAUGAAAUGGUUUCAAGUGAAAUACGAGGGUGUUAUUCUUAACAAAUCUCAACAAAUCGGAGCUUAGAUGUGUUUUCAUUUUGUAAAAUUUUGGACUUGAGUUUUAUAAUUUUUACCAUUAAGGAUCUUAUCAGUGUUUGGUGUGAUUUGGAUCUUCUUGAGCAUAUGUAUUUUAAGUUUUUAUUUAUCUUGUUAA
Molecule: messenger RNA, 831 nt
Organism: Helianthus annuus (common sunflower)
Lineage: Eukaryota; Viridiplantae; Streptophyta; Magnoliopsida; Asterales; Asteraceae
Product: 60S ribosomal protein L11
Exons: 5
Coding region: 154-702 (182 amino acids)
Biological process (GO): translation
Cellular component (GO): cytosolic large ribosomal subunit; ribosome
Molecular function (GO): RNA binding; structural constituent of ribosome
Source: RefSeq, a predicted model, not a curated record